This is a messenger RNA of Euleptes europaea (tarantolino), 3981 nucleotides long. It is a transcript of the gene ATP10D, whose product is annotated as ATPase phospholipid transporting 10D (putative). Gene Ontology annotation, molecular function: ATPase-coupled intramembrane lipid carrier activity; ATP hydrolysis activity; ATP binding. Gene Ontology annotation, biological process: phospholipid translocation. NCBI's taxonomy places the organism in Eukaryota, Metazoa, Chordata, Lepidosauria, Squamata, Sphaerodactylidae. The transcript is spliced from 22 exons. The record is from RefSeq and is a predicted model, not a curated record. Gene Ontology annotation, cellular component: plasma membrane. The coding region runs from base 1 to 3981 and encodes 1326 amino acids.
AUGGCGCAGCCGCUGCGGUGGGCCAGAUAUCGUUGGCACCGCCUGAUAUCCUCAAAAGGCAGAGAGGAUGGCAAUACCAGAAGAGACGCUUCCUCUCCCGGAGGCAACAGGCUCCGCCAGCCGUCCAAGACAGCCAGCAAGCACCGAAUAGUUAUACCGUGCCUGGGACAUUUUAAAGACGAAUACGAAAAAGUGUCAAAGCACUAUAGGAACAACCGAUUACGAACUACCAAGUACACGUUGUGGAAUUUUAUACCAAGGAACUUGUUUGAACAGUUUCACAGAAUUGCCAAUUUAUAUUUCCUAUUUAUAGUUGUGCUAAACUGGAUUCCAGUGGUUGAAGCCUUUCAGAAAGAAAUCACAAUGAUACCUCUCCUGGUGGUUCUCACCAUUAUUGCAGUGAAAGACGGUCUGGAGGAUUACGCAAAGUACAAGUUAGACAAAAAGCUAAACAACUUAUUAACGCAAGUCUACUGCAGACAUGAACGUGCAUACGUAGACAAAUUCUGGAAAGAUGUUACUGUCGGAGAUUUUAUCCGAUUGUCAUGUAAUGAGGAAAUCCCUGCUGACAUGGUGUUGUUAUAUUCCACUGAUGCAGAUGGAAUCUGUUACAUUGAAACUUCCAGCCUUGAUGGAGAGACCAAUUUAAAACAGAGGCAGGUGGUGAGAGGAUUUGAAGAACAGUCUGAGGUUGAUCCGGAACAAUUCUCGAGUAAAAUAGAAUGUGAGAGCCCUAACAAUGACCUCAACAGCUUCCGGGGCUUUGUCGAGCAUUCGAAUCAGGAGCGCGUGGGCCUGAGUAAGGAGAACUUACUCCUACGAGGAUGCACUAUCAGGAACACAGAAGCCGUUGUUGGCAUUGUGGUAUAUGCAGGUCAUGAAACCAAAGCGAUGCUGAACAACACGGGGCCUCGUCACAAGCGAAGCAAACUCGAGAAGAGGGUGAAUAGUCAUAUCUUGUGGUGUGUCCUUCUUCUGCUAGUGAUGUGUUCUGUAGGGGCUGUGGGUAAAGGGACUUGGCUGAAUAGGUAUCCAGAGCCCCCUCUGUAUGGUAUCACGGACUCUACUGGAAACCAGGUUGUCACUCCAGCAUUAGGAGCAUUCUAUUUGUUUUGGAGGAUGAUAAUUUUAUUACAGGUCUUGAUUCCGGUUUCUCUUUACGUUUCCAUUGAAUUAGUGAAACUGGGGCAAAUUUAUUUAAUCCAGAAUGACAUAGAUUUUUACCACGAAAAAACAAACACUACAAUCCAGUGUGGAGCGCUGAACAUUGCUGAAGACCUUGGGCAGAUCGAGUAUAUUUUCUCAGAUAAGACCGGAACGCUCACGGAGAACAAAAUGGUUUUUCGGAGAUGCACCAUAGCAGGGCUGGAAUACGGACACGAGGACAAUGCUAGGAGGCUAGAGUUGUAUCAAGAUGCUGACUCAGAAGACGAGGACAUGGCCUUUUCCUCGCAUACUUUGAGGCACGUGUCAAGAGUGAAGAUGUCUCACUUGAACGCGUUUCUGAGCAGCAAGUCUUUGCACCGGUCAGCCGCGAGCAGCUUUGCCCUGGGAUCGCGCCACAUGAGGCAGCUGGCCUUCAGCAGCCCCAUUGAGACUGAUGUCGUCCCAGACAGACAGCUUAUGCAGAAAUUUAGUCGAAUCUCUUCCCACGUCUACGCACACUUCGGGAUGGAACAUAUGACCUCAGAGACACUGCACAUCGCUGAAUUUUUCAUUGCUCUGGCAAUUUGCAACACCGUCAUCGUUUCAACACCUAGUCAACCGAGUCAAAAGAGGCUUUGGCCUUCCCUAGCUAAACUACCUGUCGUACCCCUGGAUGAAUUUAGGAAGAUCUUAGACAAGUUCUCCGUCCGGAAACUGAGCUCCCCACCUGUACUAAGUACAAGGCUGACGCCGUCUGAUAGCCCCAAGAAUAUUGCAGAAAAGGUGGAUAUUGUCAGACCAAAGGUUCAGUUCCCUUCAGAUAUUAUGCCGUCGCCUGCUGACUCAUUAAGCCCUGAUCUAUCAACGCAAAGAGACGGCAUAAAGCUAAGUUCUUCCUGCCAUCCUGGAUUUCUACCUGAGCCAUCUUCUGAAUCUCAGCUGUGCUACGAGGCAGAGAGUCCUGAUGAAGCAGCCCUGGUUCAUGCUGCCAGGGCGUACUUGUGCAUUUUAGAGUCUAGGAGUCCUGAUCAGGUUACGAUAGACUUCGAGCCUUUAGGAACUUUAACUUUCCAGUUGCUGCACAUCCUGCCUUUUGACGCCAACCGGAAACGGAUGUCUGUAGUGGUUAGGCACCCGAUCUUGAAACAAGUUGUGGUGUACACGAAAGGGGCGGACUCCGCCAUAAUGAAUUUGCUGCAGUCGGAACCCACAGGUAUGGAUAUAGAUGCGCGAAAUCAGAAAAUUAAGGAAAGAACUCAGAGACACUUAGAUGAAUAUGCCAGAAAAGGACUGCGCACUCUCUGUAUAGCUUCAAAGGUAAUGAGCGACUUUGAGUACGAGGAAUGGUUAAAGGAGCAUUUUAUAGCUGAGAGUGAUAUAGAUAGCAGGGAAGAACUGCUCCUUGAGUCUGCCUUGAGGCUUGAGAACAAUUUAACUUUGCUUGGGGCCACUGGUAUUGAAGAUCGCUUGCAAGAGGGUGUUCCAGAUACUAUAGCCUCACUCAGAAGAGCUGGGAUUACCAUCUGGAUGCUGACGGGUGAUAAACAUGAGACUGCUGUCAACAUAGCCCAUGCCUGUAGACUGCUGGAACCAGAUGACGAGCUCUUCACUCUCAAGUCUACUAGUCAGGUGAAAAUGAUCGUGCAGCUGUCUCUUUUCUUCUGUCAAUUCCAGGGCACUGCUGCAGCGCAGUCCUCUUAUUUAAGUAUUUCUAUCCCACGUUUCUCUCCAAAGGAGCCCAGAGUCAGCGCCGGCCUGAUUAUAGAUGGGCCCACCUUAGCCUUCGCUUUGCACGAGACCGUGCAGAGCAGGUUCCUGCAGCUCACAGCACGGGUGCGGGCUGUCAUCUGCUGCAGAGCAACGCCCCUGCAGAAGAGCCAGUUGGUGAAGCUGGUGAGGAAGGAGCUCAAGGUGAUGACCCUGGCUGUAGGUGAUGGUGCCAAUGACGUCAGCAUGAUCCAAGUUGCUGAUGUGGGAAUUGGAAUCUCUGGCCAAGAAGGCAUGCAGGCAGUGAUGGCCAGUGAUUUUGCAAUUUCUCAGUUCAAACACCUCAACAAACUGCUGCUUGUUCACGGUCACUGGUGUUACACUCGGCUGGCCAACAUGGUCCUUUAUUUUUUCUACAAGAAUCUGGCAUACGUAGCCGUCCUGUUCUGGUAUCAGUUCUUCAAUGGAUUUUCAGGAAUAGCCAUGACUGACCACUGGAGUCUGAUUUUUUUCAACCUUCUCUUCACAUCAGUGCCACCCAUCAUGUACGGUGUUUUGGACAAAGAUGUAUCUGCAGAAGUCCUUCUCCACCUGCCGGAACUCUACAAGACCAGUCAGAGAUCCGAGCCCUAUGUAUCUUCGGCCUUCUUGAUAAACCUGAUAGAUGCCUUUUACCAAAGCCUGUCUUGUUUUUUCAUCACUUACAAAACUUACGCUGGUUCUGAUAUAGACAUCUUUUCCUUUGGGGGACCUCUAAACACCUCUAUCUUCGUCAUAAUAUUACUACACCUUGUGAUUGAAAGUAAAUCCUUGAAUUGGAUACACAUGACUGUUCUGGUUGGAAGCGUCGUACUGUAUUUCUUCUUUGGUGUGGUCUUCGGGGCGUCCUGCAUCCUCUGCAACCCACCAGCCAAUCCGUACUGGAUCAUGCAGAGGAACCUGCGUGAUCCAAAGUUUUAUUUGGUUUGCAUCAUGUCGACACUUGUGGCUCUUUUCCCCAGGUAUAUAUUCAGGGUGAUGCAAAGUACUGUCUUUCCAACUCCACUGAUGAAAGCCAAACGACUAGAAGGUCGGAUCCCUGUGCCGCGGAAAAGUCAUCUGCACGGUGGAAGGAUAGCCCCACUGUGA